AACUGUUUCGGUUUUCCUUUCUGUCUUUCAAUUUGUUAUUUUGUAUUUCCGUGUUCAGUGUUUUUGUUCAUUAAAACAUGAAGAACACGUACCACGCUGCAUAUUGGUCCGAUCCCGUUACACCCAUAGACUACUUUCAGGGUGAGGAACCAUCUCACAUAACUGUAAAACAAUCAACACCAUCAGGUACUCAGACAGAGUGCUGGUGAUGCGUUCUGGGAAGGUGGUGGAGUUUGACAGCCCUACUGAUCUGUGUCAAAGAGACGACUCCAUUUUCUGCAAGCUGGUUGGUGCGAGGGGGAGAGAGAGUAGAAGCCAUCAGAGGACUAAUGCAAAUGGGAAAUGUCAAUGGGGAUCUCUCUCUGUUUCCCCCCACGAGACCAGUGGUGGAUGGAAUCAGUGGACCAACCAACCACCCGUCCAAUGGCGGUGGUAGAAGUUGGCCCUAUAAAAAAUGACUGGUCCAGGGUUAGAUUUUUUAAAUCCCCAUGAGCGUUAAGGUUAGGAUUGAGGUAGGGAAAUCUGAUCCUAGAUCUGUGGUUAAGUGCGGAGACUUCUUCCUCGAGGCCUACCGACUGACAUUUGACCUUUGACCUCAGAGAGUAAGGUAUGAAUAAUCCAACCCGAGCAAGAUUAUUAUUUUACUAUCUUUUAGGAAGUCGUGUUAAUUUUCUAGCUUUUUAUUCAUGAAACGCGUUAAUGUGGUACAAAAGAACUGACGAUGUGUCAAUAGCACAGAGGUAAUGAAGAAACAAUGAAUAAGUACUUUAAUUGCUUUUGUAUGAAGUGAGUAUCCUAUAGCACUAUAAUGGAUUUUGGCUGAAAAGUUGUCUUCCUAGACAAGUCAGUCAUUCACUUUGCAGCAUCGUCAAUCAUUUAUGAAUGUCUGAGAUUCCUUUUGCACCUGGUCUGUUGACAGUAUGAUCUGUAUAGCUAGAGUGCACAUUAAUGGACAUUCUUCACAUAGAUAAAAUGCAUGUUUACACAUUGUUUGCUGUAUGGACUUGUUGCUGACAAAUAGACUGAGAUAAAGACAAUUUAAAGUUGCUAUUUCUCUUUGUUUACCAUUCACACAGAGCACCUUUGUUUGGAAGCUCCUCACAAUAUUGUUACGUCUGAGGAUUUCAAGCCAUUCUGUAGCAGAACUACUGUAUAUCAGUCAUUUGAGAAUGUUUCUGUUUUGUAAUAUACUGUAAGAGAGAACAUCUCAGGGAGAAUCGCCUUUACAUGCAGCGUUUUCAGUAGUGGUCAGUACUCUCAUGUACAGUAAUAUGAAGGUGUAACAUAUUCUAAAUAAAAUGGCUGCACUGGUUUUACACGUCUGGUCACUUUUUAGAUUUAUUGAGUUUGCUUGAACAUCAUUAUGACAAUCGUCAUAUUUCUAUGAUUUACACAUCUCAUGUUAUUAUUUUGUUGAGUUUGGGUUCAUCAAAAUGUCAGUGCGAUUACAUAAUUGUCAUUAAUGGUAAUUGGAAGGAGUAGCCCCACCUUAAAGGUAUGGUAACACAGUAAGAAUGUUAUGAUGUCUCAAAUCAGUUCUAUUCAAGUCUUCAUCCCUAGAUCAUGCCACACCUUCAUUGUUGUGCCUUAUAAUUACCAUGAGUCAUGAAUGAACGACCUAGCAGCCCCUCCCUUGAAACAAGACAACUCUUUGGCACACCUCUGCAUUUUUUUUCUAUGACCAGUCUUAUUUGUUUUCCUCCUGUCUUUGCGUGGAGAGUGCUCUGUUUUUUUUUUCUCCCCCCUCUGUCUCACAGUUCCAGUUUUGAGAGGCCAGGUUUCAGUGCUCACGGUGCCUACCUGGACUGGGGAAGUUGUGUGUGACGGUGUGUGGCUGGGAAGACAUGCCGAAUGUGGAACCAGUUUGUCUGCUUUGCAGAGAGUAUGCUUUCGCUGACUGAGGCACGGUGUAGGCAGUCCUACAGGAGUAACAUUGUGUCGCAGCUCUCUCACAUUGGCGGUUAAACUCUUCAAUGGCUGACUAACAAGAACAAACACAGUCAAAAUAGCCCAAUGGAGCCUAAGCCUGGUCACCGUAGGGGAAGGAGCCUCUCUGAGGGGCUGAUGCUGGAGGAAUCAGAAAAGGGAGGAUUGGUCGUCUCCAGCGUUAUCGGUGGCUCCUCUGGCAAUCAGGGUCUCAAAGAAGGAGAUGAAAUUGUGGGUGCCACAAUCAACUUUGACCAACUGUCGAAAGACGAUGUGUUGAAAAUACUGAAGCUGAUGGAUGAUAAUGGAUUUGAUGAGAAGGUUCAAGUUCUGACGAAAAAUAAUUUGAGCAAGAGUAUGGGGACCUUGGACAGCGUCAAAGCACCAGAGGAGAUGCUGAAGGAUUCAUAUAAUAGACUCUACAAUGCCAAAAUAAAUAGGUUCAUGAAGGAUGACAGCCCUGGACAACCUGCAGGUGCUGGGGAAAGAGGCUCCCAUAAUGGACAGGUGAAGGGCAAGGGACCGAGACCUCUCUGGGGCAAACCUAAAGUUAAAGGUGACCUCAAACCCCCUGUCCUCACCAUGGAUUACCCAGUUGUGGAGACACACAAAGUAGAUGCUCCUACCUACCUAGAGUCUCCAGACCUCAAAUUCUCUGCUCAAAAGUUAAAGGUGCCUAAACUUGAUGUCAAUGGAGCGGUACCUGAUGCUCGCGGUGGAGAACUUUCAUUGCCUAAUACCAACAUUAGUACAUCAGAUCUCUCCCUGCCUCAUUUAAAUGGGUCACUAAACAUUGAUGCUCCAUCAGUUAACCUGGAAAGGCCAUAUCUUGAAACUGAUAUAGAUGCUAUCGAUGCUCCAGAAUUUGAUAUGUCUUUGCCCAAAGAUGACAUCAAAGGCCCUAAUCUUGACCUGAAAGUUAUAGAUCCACUUCCCAAAGUUAGAGGAGAUAUCAAUGUCCCGGAAGCAGAGCUCAAUCUACCAGAGGGGGUUGUCACUGGACCUACUUUAAAUAUCAAUACCCCAAAGCUUGAUAAUGAAAGAACAGGCAAAAUGUUCAAAAUGCCCAAAUUUGGACCCAGCGUAAAUGUACCCAGCCUUGAGGUUGGUACACCAAAUAUGAGGAUCCCAGAUAAAGAUAUGCCAGGAGUUAAUCUUAAAGGUCCCCAACUAGACCUACAAUCACCAGAUGUUAAUCUCAAAGGUCCUAAUCUAGACCUGCAAGCCCCAGAUGUCAGCAUGAUGAAUAUGCCUUCAAGUAAAAUCAGAGUCCGGUCCUCCAAGAAACUGAAAAACCCAAACCUUGAUGUGGAUGAUCCCUCUGGUUAUUUUGAAUUGCCUAAGGUUAGGCUCUCUCGCAGAGUACCAAAAGGACCAGAUUUAGACAUUGAUGCCGUUUUAAAGACCCAAGACAUGCAUCUUAAAACCUCUUUGAUUGGUGCUCCUGACCUGAAUGUCCCUGAUGUAGAUUUACCUUCAGUAGACAUUAAAGGUUCCAAAAUAGAUCUAGAGUUGCCAGAUGCAAACAUUGGUAUCCCAUCUGGGAAGAUCAAAACACCAAGUCUUGGUAUGGCUGACUUUGAUAUAUCUGGACCAAGAGUUAGGACUCCAGACCUGGACCGCUCAGCGGAUGAGAUGUGUCUAUCAGACGUCUGUUUGCCUGACCUCAGUACUCCAGAUAUCGGCAUAACCUCAGGUAAAUUCAAACUAACGAAACCACAUGCAGAACUCAAAGCUCCUGAUUUCAAUGUGGAUGCCCCCUCUGGUAAACUGAAGAUGCCCAAAUUUGGCUUCUCUGGCCUAAAAAGACCAGACUUGGGCAUUGAUGCUGAUGUAAAAACACCAAAGCUAAGUCUCAAAGCUCCCAAGAUAAAAGGUGGACUUGAUGCACCUGACUUGGACUUACCCAAAGUCGACCUGAAAUCACCUAAAUUAGAUGCAAACACUCCAGAUAUUGACAUUGAUGCACCUUCAGGAAAAUUCAAAGUGCCAACGUUUAAGAUGCCUAAAUGUACCCUUUCGGGCCCUAGAGGGCCAGAGUUUGGCAUUGAUGGAGAGUUGGAUGGACCAGACCUGAGCUUAUCAUCUUCCAAAUUAAAACAGCCAGAUGUGGAUGUUGGUAGUCCAUCUGGAAAAUUCAAGAUGCCAAUAUUUAAAAUGCCAGACUUUGGCUUCUCAGGCCCAGAUGUUCAAGGGCCUGACUUUGAGGUAAAGAAUCCAAACUUGGAUCUUUCAGCCCCCAAGUUUAAAGGGGGAAUUAGUCACCCAGAUUUGGAUCUGCCAGAUGUUGACCUCAAAGGCCCCAAACUAGACCUCAAUGCACCAGAUGUAAACUUUAAUAUGCCCUCAGGUAAAGUCAAAGUACCUACAUUGAAGAAACCAAAGGUUGAUCUGAAUGCUCCUGAUCUGGACGGCCCCUCUGGUAACCUGAAAAUGCCCAAAUUUGGGCUGUCUGGUAAAAUGCCAAAAUCUCUCAAAUUGAAUCUCAAAGCUCCAAAGAUGAAGGGGGGAAUUAAUUUUCCAGACGCUGACCUCAAAUCCGCUAAACUAGACAUGACUGCUCCAGAUCUUGACAUCAAUGCACCCUCAGGGAAAUUCAAAAUGCCUAAAUUCAGAGGCCUGAAGGGACCAAAUGUUGACAUUAAUGGCGCUAUAGAGGGACCAGAUCUGAACUUGUCAUCUCCCAAACUCAAGGGUCCCAAAGCACACCUCAACAUUCCAGAUAUUCCACAUAUUGACAGUCCAUCGGGAAAAUUCAAAAUGCCAACUUUCAAGAUGCCCCAUUUAGGUUUAUCUGGACCAAAAGUUAAGGGGCCUGACUUGGAUCUUUCAGCCCCCAAGUUUAAAGGGGGAAUUAGUCAUCCAGAUUUGGAUCUGCCAGAUGUUGACCUCAAAGGCCCCAAACUAGACCUCAAUGCACCAGAUGUAAACUUUAAUAUGCCCUCAGGUAAAGUCAAAGUACCUACAUUGAAGAAACCAAAGGUUGAUCUGAAUGCUCCUGAUCUGGACAUUGAUGGCCCCUCUGGUCACCUGAAAAUGCCCAAAUUUGGGCUGUCUGGUAAAAUGCCAAAAUCUCCCAAAUUGAAUCUCAAAGCUCCAAAGAUGAAGGGGGGAAUUGAUUUUCCAGACCUGAAUUUACCAGAUGCUGACCUCAAAGCCGCUAAACUAGACAUGACUGCUCCAGAUCUUGACAUCAAUGCACCCACAGGGAAAUUCAAAAUGCCUAAAUUCAGGGGCCUGAAGGGACCAAAUGUUGACAUUAAUGGUGCUAUAGAGGGACCAGAUAUGAACUUGUCAUCUCCCAAACUCAAGGGUCCUAAAGCAGACCUCAACAUUCCAGAUGCUGAUAUUGACAGUCCAUCAGGAAAAUUCAAAAUGCCAACUUUCAAGAUGCCCCAUUUAGGUGUAUCUGGACCAAAAGUUAAGGGGCCUGACUUGGAUCUUUCAGCCCCCAGGUUUAAAGGGGGAAUUAGUCACCCAGAUUUGGAUCUGCCAGAUGUUGACCUCAAAGGCCCCAAACUAGACCUCAAUGCACCAGAUGUACACUUUAAUAUGCCCUCAGGUAAAGUCAAAGUACCUACAUUUAAGAAACCAAAGGUUGAUCUGAAUGCUCCUGAUCUGGACAUUGAUGACACCUCUGGUCACCUGAAAAUGCCCAAAUUUGGGCUGUCUGGUAAAAUGCCAAAAUCUCCCAAAUUGAAUCUCAAAGCUCCAAAGAUGAAGGCGGGAAUUGAUUUUCCAGACCUGAAUUUACCAGAUGCUGACCUCAAAGCCGCUAAACUAGACAUGACUGCUCCAGAUCUUGACAUCAAUGCACCCACAGGGAAAUUCAAAAUGCCUAAAUUCAGGGGCCUGAAGGGACCAAAUGUUGACAUUAAUGGCGCUAUAGAGGGACCAGAUAUGAACUUGUCAUCUCCCAAACUCAAGGGUCCUAAAGCAGACCUCAACAUUCCAGAUGCUGAUAUUGACAGUCCAUCAGGAAAAUUCAAAAUGCCAACUUUCAAGAUGCCAGAUUUAGGUUUAUCUGGACCAAAAGUUAAGGGGCCUGACUUGGAUCUUUCAGCCCCCAGGUUUAAAGGGGGAAUUAGUCACCCAGAUUUGGAUCUGCCAGAUGUUGACCUCAAAGGCCCCAAACUAGACCUCAAUGCACCAGAUGUAAACUUUAAUAUGCCCUCAGGUAAAGUCAAAGUACCUACAUUGAAGAAACCAACGGUUGAUCUGAAUGCUCCUGAUCUGGACAUUGAUGACCCCUCUGGUCACCUGAAAAUGCCCAAAUUUGGGCUAUCUGGUAAAAUGCCAAAAUCCACAAAAAUGAAUCUCAAAGCCCCAAAGAUAAAGGGGGGAAUUGAUUCCCCAGACAUGAAUGUACCAGAUGCUGACCUCAAAGCCCCUAAACUAGAUGUGAAUACCCCAGAUCUUUACAUAAAUGCACCUUCUGGGAAAUUCAAAAUGCCCAAAUUUAAAAUGCCUAAAUUCAGGGGCCUAAAGAGACCAGAUGUUGACAUUGAUGGAGACUUAGACGGCACAGAAAAAGAUAUCAAUGCCCCCAUAGCUAAUCUCAAAGGACCCAAAACAGGUCUAAAAAUUCCUGAUUUGAAGAUGCCUGAUUUCGGGCUAUCUGGGCCAAAUGUAGAUGCACCUGAUUAUGACUUACCUGAUAUUGAUCUCUCAGCCCCAAAGCUAAAAGGGGGAAUCAGCCCCCCAGAUUUGAGACUACCUAAGGAUCAUCUCAGAGGUCCCAAACUAGACCUCAAUGCUCCAGAUAUGCCCUCAGGUAGAUUCAGAGUUCCAACCAUAGAGAGGCAAAAUGGUAGCAUCAAAACCCCUGGUUUUGACAUCAGCACUCCUACAUUCAAAAUGCCCGAAAUGCCUAAAUUUAUGUUGUCUAGACCAAAAAGACCAGAUCAAGACAUAAGUGCUGACAUAGGUUUGAAAUUGUCAAAGAUGAAAGGUGGGAUUGGUUCACCGGACCUGGACCUACCUACAGUUGACCUAGAAGCCCCUAAGAUAGAUGUAGACACUCCAGAUAUGAACAUUGAUUCCCCCUCUGGGAAUUUCAAAAUGCCCCACCUCAAAAUGCCUAAAUUCAGCCUUUCUGGUCUGAAUGGUCCAGAUGCUGGAAUAGAUGGAGACAUUGAUGGACCGGACCUGAGCUUGUCAGCCCCGAAAGUAAACACAGGGAUCGGUAGUCCAGAUUUAGACAUAAAUGUUCCCUCUGGAAAUCUCAACGGCCCCCAAGCUGAUCUCAAUUUGCCAGACAGUGACAUUGCUAUACAAUCUCGAAAAUUUGAACUGCAAUCCUUUAAAUUGCCUCAGUUUGGAAGUCCCAACCUAAGGGCAGGUACAGAUAUGGACUUUAUGAAAACACAUGACAUUUCUCCUCCAAAGGCUAAAGUGGAUCUAAAAGCACCAGACUUGAAAGUUAGUCACCCAGAUGUCAGCCUGAGUUUACCCAAAGCUGAUAUCAGAGGCCCAGAAUACAAAGUGGCAUCUCAUAGUAAACGCAGAUCUGAUAUCCCAGGUGUAGCGCAUUUAAAAUUGCAAGCAAUGGACAUAGAUACCGAAGAGACACUGCCACACACUGAUAGUAAGUCUAGGAAGGUCAAAGGAAGGGUCAGUUAUCCCAUUGCAGAUAUAGACUUGCCAAAAGUUGAGUACGAAGCAUCUGGUUUGGAGCUGCGAGGUUCAGACCUUAACGAUCCCACAGGGAAAUUAAAAAUUCCCAAAUCUAAGACUAAAUUGGGUAGUCAUACAAGAAUACCAGACCUUGAUGUAGACUCAAGUCUUGCCAGUAUUAACGCCUCAGUCCCUAAACUCCCACAGCCAGGGUAUGGAGUAGAGGUUUCACAGACAGAUUUAAAUUUGAGCAGAACUGACUUCAAGGGCAAUAAACAUCAUAGAAAAGCCCCAGCUGGUGAAACUGGCAGAACAAAAAGGAGAAGUCCAAAACAGUCUGAAAUUGUAAUGUCUAUGCCAAAUUGUACUCAUGGUUCAAACCCCAAAAUGUCUGAAGAUCAAGAAGCAUAUUUUGUCACUGCAUUUCCCAAACAUGUCAAAGGGGAUGUACCAGACGGAACUGGGAGCCUGAAAAAUCGGCACAAGGAAGAGUCAAACCGUCGAUCUCAAACACUCAGAAGUCUCGAUUUCAGUGCAUCAAAUGUGGACCUUGAAGUUCCAGAAGAUGAGAACUUAAAAGGGUCAACAUUCUGGCUUUCAAAGCUUAUAUAGCAUUCAGACAACUGACUAAAUGUCAUUUUAGGUUUGUUUGAAUCACAAUCUUCUGUUGAAACAUAAUGCAGAAAACGUCUGUUACGUAUAAAACAAGCAUCAGAUUAUUUUCACAUAUUUGUACUUUUUUUAAUGUAAAUUGUUUGGCAUUUGUUAUGAACAUGUUGAGAACGAAUGUGUAAAGCUUUCUUUUGUCAAGUGAUUUAAAAAAUGUAUGAAAGGUUUAUGUUCUGCUGAUAAGCUAUUUGAAUGGUAUUUUUACUCUACACUUGCUACAUUGUAAUAAAAUGGGAUUUCGAAACUUUUAUAAAACCCUUGUUUUAUCUUUC
Oncorhynchus mykiss (rainbow trout) is the source of this 8483-nucleotide messenger RNA. The record is from RefSeq and is a predicted model, not a curated record. Lineage: Eukaryota; Metazoa; Chordata; Actinopteri; Salmoniformes; Salmonidae.